Messenger RNA from Sycon ciliatum, 1582 nucleotides. RefSeq names its product sulfotransferase 1A3-like. Gene Ontology annotation, cellular component: cytoplasm. NCBI's taxonomy places the organism in Eukaryota, Metazoa, Porifera, Calcarea, Leucosolenida, Sycettidae. The transcript has a single exon. Gene Ontology annotation, biological process: sulfation. The coding region runs from base 346 to 1194 and encodes 282 amino acids. Gene Ontology annotation, molecular function: sulfotransferase activity. The record is from RefSeq and is a predicted model, not a curated record.
AUAAUCCUUUUGAAUCGCAAUGCAAUGCACUUAUUUUGUGGUGCAAAUUGGUUAGUGACGGGACGUGUGCUCGUAGUGCGAGUGUGCAGUGCAACUAGCGAGGACUUGUAACUGGUAACCAACGGUGUACUACUGGAGUAUAGUUGUGUUACUGAUACACUGUACUGAGUUUUCCGGCAAGUGACCUGUGGGAAAUAGCGCGAGUGACUACUUGUCUUUAUAGCAGUCACGACGCCCAAAGCAAGUUGCUUGGAAUGGCGUCUCGAAUUGAAGAAGACCCAUUGACUCCAGAAGUUAGAGGUGACACGCUCUAAGUUCGGCACACAACGUGGCAAACAGGCCGCAAUGGCAUUUGAACCCAAAUCUAGUGAUGUAUUCAUCACGACCAUUCCCAAGGCGGGCACAACGUGGAUGACGCAAAUAUGCCAUCAGCUACGCACCGGUGGUGAUAUGGAUUUCGGUGAGAUCACGGAGGUGGUGCCUUUCCUGGAAUCUGCUGUGGAUUUGGGACUGAAUUGUGAUGACAAACAGCGAGCUGAGCCAAGGCUGUACAAAACCCAUUUCACAGAGGCGUCGUGUCCCAAGGGCGGAAAGUAUAUCACCGUAGUACGUCACCCAUAUGAUGUAACUGCAUCGGAGUAUAAGUUUGUUAGUGGCUGGUUGUUUGCUGAGGAAGACAUCGGGCCAGAUCACUUCAUACAGCAGGUAACCUUGAAGGGACCAAUCCCACAAACAAUAACGGGUGAGGCCAGUAGAAACACAACACCUUUGGAUCACUACAUGGGCUGGUGGCCUCGACGACAUGACAAGGAUGUCUUGUUUGUGUUCUACGAGGACAUGAAAGAGGAUCUGGAGCGGGAGGUGAAGCGUGUUGCAGAGUUUAUUGGAGUUGACGACGCCAGUGCGGUGGAAACGGCCUUGAAACGAUCGACGUUUGAUUACAUGUACGAGCAUCGCGAGCAGUUUAAUGAUAGCUUGGUGAAAACGGCGCGCAAUGGCCCUAUGGGAUUGUUGCCGUCAGCGGGGAUGCAGCUGGGUAAAGUGGCAACAUCGGGUGGCAAGCGACACUUGCUGAACGAUAACACACGAGGUCUCUUGGACGCUGCGUGGGAGAACACAUGCCUACCCGUAACAGGUGCAAAGGACUAUGAAGAGUGGAGGAGGAUGUGGCAAGCCGAGCGAGCCAAACAAUAAUUGACUUUCAUCUAUCUCAUGACUCUCAGGUGUGUUGGUCAAAACGCACUGUCUGUGGUGUGGUGAAGUUUGGAGUUGGCUAAAUGUUUAAAUGUUACUGUAACAGUAAGCAUACUAAUUUACUAGCAGCUCCAGUCGACACAACACAUCGAACUCACUCCUUCUGGACUAACCAAGAACUGAGGGGAAACCCUCGUCGUGGCCAGCUUCAUAUUUCAGAAUAAAUGCAGGGAGUCAUAUUCGACUCCCUGCUGUGUUCAGAGUACGGUGUGGGAGGUAGAAUAAGGAUGUGUGUAGAGAAAUAGUUGUCCAUUAUGCAUGAAUAAUAAUAAGUAAUUCGGGGAUCACCAUACAGAGCAUGCAGAAAGAGUGUAAGUCAUUAUGUGAU